Molecule: messenger RNA, 1386 nt
Organism: Numida meleagris (helmeted guineafowl)
Lineage: Eukaryota; Metazoa; Chordata; Aves; Galliformes; Numididae
Gene: CLUL1
Product: clusterin like 1
Exons: 7
Coding region: 1-1386 (461 amino acids)
Source: RefSeq, a predicted model, not a curated record
AUGAAGUCCUCUUGGUUAUUUUUAAUAUACGUGCUGUGGCUGAAUGGUCACCAGUGUGCACCAACCAGGCAGGAGGAAAUGAAUCUCCGGGAAAACUUGAAGACUUUAUCUGAAGUUGGGGAGAAAUACGUAGAUGAAGAGGUAAAGAAAGCUUUGAUUGGUAUUAAGCACAUGAAAAUUAUGAUGGAAAGAAAUGAAGAUAAGCAUGUAGAUCUGAUGAAAACCUUGAAAAAGAGCAGUGAAGAAAAACAGGAAGCCUUGCGACUUAUGGAUGAAGUGAAGGAAAGAUUAGAAGAAGAAGAAAGACAAUGCCAAGUAUCCUUGAAAAAUCUAUGGGAUGAAUGUGAAUCUUGCUUAGAAAGUACCUGCAUGCGAUUUUACACAACUUGCAGACGUGGUUUAUCAACAUUUAGAAGCAAGGUUGAAGACUUUUUGAGGAAAAUACCUCCACUUAUUUUCCCUUUUCAUGAAGAUCAAGGAAAAGACAUCCAGUUUAAUGAAAAGCUCGAGAAAGAGGAUACCCAGCUAGUAAAAAUGGAAGAUCUAUUUAGCCAGCUGUUAUCAGAUAUGGGCUCAAUGUUUGACAGAAGUUUCAUGUUUUUCAAGCAGAUGCAAAAAGAAUUUGACCAAUCCUUUCAAACGUAUUUCAUGUCUGAUCUGGAUUUGGGUGAAUCCCCCAGCAUGCCUGUUUUACCUGAGGCCACUACCAGAAAUGACGGCUUACAGAAAGACUGGGGUAUACCGGCCUUCCUGCAGACAGUCUUUGAUUUCAGCAAGACAGUGUUUGAAGGUGUCGGUGAGGUGAUUACUGAGGUAUUCGAGGAAUACAAAGAUAAUAGAAGAGAUUUGCCAGAACAAGCCAAAGGUUCUGACAGGGGUGGCAUGUUCUCAAAAAUUGUGUCAGGACGUCAAAGAACUCUGUGCAAAGAGCUUCGUGAGAAUUCCUCUGGAUGCACGCAGUUUCAUGAGAGAUGUCAGAAAUGUCAAGACAAUCUUUUGCACGAUUGCCCAAGUGUUCCUGAACUGCACAUAAAGUUUGAUGAAGCCUUUAAGCUGGUUAAUCUCUCUGGUGAGCAGUAUGAGCAGAUUCUCCAGAUGGUUCAGCGUCAUACAGAAGACACUUCCUACUUACUGAACAAAAUGAAAGAAAGAUUUGGGUGGGUGUCUGAGUUAUCCAAUAUGACCAUUGGACCGGAAAAUAUUUUCAACAUAGUCAAGGUGGUACCUGGGGAUGCCUCUGGCACAAACGAAACUGUGGUAGAAGUGAAUGUUUUGACUUCACCUACUUUCACCAUUAAAGUUCCUCCCCACUUAGACCCAAAGAGUGCUGAAUUCAUCGAAUACAUAGCUGGAAAAGCACUGCAACUAUAUAAGCAGAAUUUUUAA